This is a messenger RNA of Felis catus (domestic cat), 1013 nucleotides long. Its product is annotated as olfactory receptor 4A47. Gene Ontology annotation, molecular function: G protein-coupled receptor activity; olfactory receptor activity. NCBI's taxonomy places the organism in Eukaryota, Metazoa, Chordata, Mammalia, Carnivora, Felidae. The coding region runs from base 1 to 930 and encodes 309 amino acids. Gene Ontology annotation, cellular component: membrane. The transcript has a single exon. Gene Ontology annotation, biological process: G protein-coupled receptor signaling pathway. The record is from RefSeq and is a predicted model, not a curated record.
AUGGAAGCAAGAAACAAUGUAACUUACUUUGUCCUCUUGGGUCUCACACAGGAUCCAAAGGAACAGAAGGUCCUUUUUGUUAUGUUCUUGCUUUUCUAUAUUUUCACCAUGGUGGGAAAUUUGCUCAUUGUCAUGACUGUAACUGUCAGUAAGACCCUGGGCUCGCCUAUGUACUUGUUUCUUGCUAACUUAUCAUUUAUGGAUGUCACUUAUUCGUCUUGCAUUUCCCCAAGAUUGAUUUCGGACUUGUUCUUUGGGGAAAACAUCAUAUCCUUCCAAUCUUGUAUGACCCAACUAUUUGUAGAGCACUUUUUUGGUGGAUCAGAGGUUUUUCUUCUGCUGGUGAUGGCCUAUGACCGCUAUGUGGCCAUUUGUAAGCCCUUGCAUUAUUUGGUUAUCAUGAGACAGUGGGUGUGUGUUGUGCUCCUGGUAGGGUCCUGGGUUGGGGGUUUUAUGCAUUCAGUAAUUCAAGUUAGCACUAUUUAUGGGAUCCCAUUCUGUGGCCCUAAUAUCAUUGAUCAUUUUUCCUGUGAUAUGUACCCCUUACUGAAACUGGUCUGUACUGACACCCAUGUCAUUGGCCUGUUAGUGGCGGCCAACGGAGGACUGAUUUGCACAAUUGUGUUUGUGCUCUUGCUCAUCUCUUAUGGUGUCAUCUUGCACUCUCUAAAGAACCUUAGUCCAGAAGGGAGGCAGAAAGCCCUCCAGACCUGUGGUGCCCACAUCACUGUGGUGGUCUUCUUCUUCGUCCCGUGUAUUUUCAUGUACAUGAGACCUGCCAAGACCUUCCCCGUUGACAAGUUAUUGAGUGUGUUUUAUACAGUCAUAACCCCCAUGCUGAACCCCCUGAUCUACACUCUGAGAAAUUCUGAGAUGACGAAUGCUAUGAAGAAACUCUGGAGGAGAAAUGUUAUAUCUUUCAGUAGAUAAGUGUAUGAUCCACGAUGAAGAAAAUAAUUUAACAUUUGUGCCCAUCUCCUCAAAUGUUAACGUCUGUUUUACUGUAAAUGCAC